UUUCAUUUUAUUUGCAUCUCUUGGGAGGACUCUAGCUGAUCCGGCGGCGUCGACGUCCCACAUCUGGGAGCCCCCGCUGUGGCCUCUCAUCCGAGCGAGAGGCGCAACCGCCGGCCUUCCGGCGCCGCCAAGGACUUCUCCCCGCCAGAUCCAGUGGUGGUGGGGCUGUGCCAGUGCCAGCUCUGAAGGCGAAGAUGAUCCGUCUUCAGACGUACACAGCGUUCAGCCUGCUGGCGAUGGCAUCGGCGGUGUACUAUGCCUUCAGUAGCCAGGAGCAGUUCUACCCGGCGAUGGUCUACCUCUCCACCUCCAAGAUCUGCUUCGUGCUGCUCCUCAACACAGGCCUCGUCGCCAUGUGCGUCGCCUGGCAACUCGUCAAGCGCCUCUUCCUUGGAUCGCUCCGGGAGGCCGAGGUUGAGCGUCUCAAUGAGCAGUCCUGGCGGGAGGUCGUUGAGAUCCUCUUUGCCAUCACCAUCUUCCGCCAGGACUUCUCAGUCUCCUUGCUUGCCAUGGUCGCUGCGCUGCUCCUUGUCAAAGCACUGCACUGGCUGGCCCAGAAGAGGGUCGAAUACAUCGAGACCACACCGUCCGUGCCCAUGCUCUCGCACAUAAGGAUCGUUUCCUUCAUGGCGUUUCUGCUCAUCGUCGACUGCCUCUUCCUGUCCAACUCGCUCAGGCCGCUCAUAGAGAAACGGGAGGCAUCAGUUGCCAUCUUCUCCUUUGAGUAUAUGAUACUGGCAACAUCCACAGUAUCAACAUUUGUGAAGUAUAUAUUCUAUGUCACCGACAUGCUAAUGGAAGGUCAAUGGGAGAGAAAGGCAGUGUAUACAUUUUACUUGGAGCUCAUCAGUGACCUUGUGCACUUGUCAUUAUACAUGCUCUUCUUUGUAGCUAUCUUCCUGAACUACGGUGUCCCGCUGCACUUGAUCCGUGAGCUAUAUGAGACCUUCCGCAACUUCAGAAUUCGCAUUGCAGAUUAUCUACGCUACAGAAAGAUCACGUCCAACAUGAAUGAACGCUUUCCAGAUUCUACAGCAGAAGAGCUCAAUGCGAAUGACGCUACAUGUAUUAUUUGCCGUGAGGAGAUGACUACAGCAAAGAAGCUGCUUUGUGGGCAUCUAUUCCAUGUCCAUUGUCUAAGGUCAUGGCUAGAGCGCCAGCACACUUGCCCUACGUGCAGAGCUCCAAUCAUUCCCCCAGAUAAUGGACGUGCUGCAUCAUCGCGACAAUAUGGAGCUCAACCUGGAGUCCAGCCUGCAGCUGCAGGUACUGGCACUCCAGCCUCAGAAGGAGCAGCAAGUGAGAACAUGAGCAGGCGCCAAGCAAAGCUUGAAGCGGCAGCAGCAGCAGCUUCUUUAUAUGGAAGAUCUUUUGCUUAUCCUCCAGCAAACACCCUAAAUAGGUCAGUUCCUCCCCAGUCUGCAUCUAGUAUACCACAAUCUGAAGCAAGUUGCUCCAAUCAAUCCCAGAAAGACCAAGAACUGCAGUUCCAAAACACCAACGAUGGUUUAGCACCUCAGGCUUUUAAUGCACAUGGUGCUAUUAGUUCAGGAACAAGCACCAGGGAUCUUGAAAGUUCACUGCAGAAGGCACAAGAAAACUUUAUAAAGAGCCAGAUAGAGGAGCUAAAUAGGUGUCCAUUGACCACUUGCAAGUUGCAACAUCUUGGAUAUUUCUGUUGCAAGCUCAUCUUUGGGUGAAAUCAGGCCAAGCUGCAUACUCACCAAUAUGUUACAAAUCCAACUGCAAAUGGUUCAGCGCGGUGCUGCUGUAUCAGCCACUAACAAUGAGAAUGCGGAGCACAGAAAGAAUGGCUGAAGCUGUAAAUAGGCAGAGAUGAGGACGGGAUAAACAAAACAAAGAUUUGGCUAUACCACAGGGCAAAACUGUUACGUGGUGCCUUGCCUUGAUUUUGGUAGGCUUGUUCACUUAUACUAACCUGUUAGUGCCCUCUUAACAACACUACAUGUUUCUUCUCUUUAUGUGGUGGUUGCACAGUUUGGAUAUGUGUCAAGCCUGUAUAAUAGCUUUGAUAGAGAGGCCGUCGUGUUGUAACAAUGGCUGGUUGGGAUUAAACAAAAUCCAUCUCCGAGGAAAAAUAGAAUGAAUCUUUUUCUCUAUCCUCGAUA
Messenger RNA from Setaria italica (foxtail millet), 2129 nucleotides. RefSeq names its product ERAD-associated E3 ubiquitin-protein ligase HRD1. The coding region runs from base 195 to 1700 and encodes 501 amino acids. The transcript has 9 exons. NCBI's taxonomy places the organism in Eukaryota, Viridiplantae, Streptophyta, Magnoliopsida, Poales, Poaceae. The record is from RefSeq and is a predicted model, not a curated record.